AUGAAUCAAAUACCAGCACCCGUUAUGAAAUUUCAAAACUCUGCUAAUGCAGAAUGGAGCAAUUCGUUAAAAGUUAUUUGUAGUUUAUCCAUUGCUUCUCUGGUAUUCUCUAUUAUUAUCGCUGGUGUCGGAGUAGCCGGAUUAAUCUUACCUGAUAAAGUUGGUCCUUUUACCAUCGGGAUGGUUGAAGGUUAUCAUUGGUUUUGGGUUCCUGGUAUGCUUUUUAUCACUAGCAUCAUAGGAAUCUGUGCAUACAGAAAUGGUGAAUAUAGACACUGCGCGGCAACAACUCAUCUGGUGUUUUCGAUUUUUACCAUCCUUACGGUUAUUGCUGGAUUGGCUCUUUGUGGAGUAGCAUUAGUGAAUAUGAAAAAAUUAGUCCUUGGAUGGCUCUUUGCAAUUGUGCAAAUUUUCCCAUUCUUUAAACCAUCUAAUACUCAAUUGAUUUUUGGUUAUUGUGGUACUGGCGUAGUUGCUGCCAUUUACCUCUUUUUCUUGUACUACAGCAUGCAUAGUUCUAUAAUGUAUUGUAGGAUGCCAAAACAAACGUUAACCCACGAUGUUAAUGUUUCAAUUCGACCGCAAAUGCUGCAAGACUCUAGUGGAAUGAACUAUAACUAUCUACCGGCCAAUAAUAAUUUACAAAAUAACUAUUCAGUUUAAAUAUGCCACUUGAUAGUAGAGUACAUAAAGGAAUUAAUCAGCGAUUAAUCAGCACUUUGAUAGUCCUAGAUGUUAUUUUGUAAACGUGGCGAUAUCUUUUUUAUGCGUAUUUACUCCAGUAGUUUGUUGUGUUUUCGACUUCAGAUAAAG
Molecule: messenger RNA, 813 nt
Organism: Trichoplax adhaerens
Lineage: Eukaryota; Metazoa; Placozoa; Uniplacotomia; Trichoplacea; Trichoplacidae
Exons: 4
Coding region: 1-663 (220 amino acids)
Source: RefSeq, a predicted model, not a curated record